UUCUUGAUGGUUGUGCUGUUCACCCUGGCUAUCAUGCUGAGGCCCCCCAUUUCCAGCCCCAGUCCCAUGAACAACUGGAAGCCACGGUGGAGGAGCCUGGGUGAGCCACACAUCCCACCCGAGUACAUCCUCAUUAAAGACAGCCUUCAGUUCUAUGAAGCACUUGGUCCCCGGGGUUCUGGAAGAGGAGCUGAUGGCGGAGAGAAAGGAGUUAUCCAUGGUCCAGGCGAGCAGCCCGCACUGAGGGACCUGGAAGAUUUCAGCGUCCGCACCCUAUAUGAUAAACUGGAGGACCAAAACCUUCACCUGGCUUCUCAGAUGGCAAAACACAGGGUGGAUGUGUUGGCCUUUUACAGAGGGAUCAGCCAGAGGAUCCAGGGUCUGAUGGACAUGGUGCAAACUCUGGACUCUGAAGGGCUGAAAGGCCUCUCCAGGCAAAGCAUCUCAGUGCAUAGAACCCAGGGGAGCACCCAGAUGGCCAUGGGCAUUGGGCGAAAUGACGAAUUGACCAGCAGAGACUUUAAAGCAAUGGGCCACACAGGUGCUGAGUGGCGGGAGGCAACAGAGUUAAUGAAAGCUCUGAAAAUCCUUCUUGGUAAAGUCCAUUAUGAGAAGACGAUUGUGAAGCAAGAGCCAUCACAGCACGUACAGGGACAGGAUGGGACAGCAGAAUCCAGCCUGGCCAGUCAAAGGAAAGCAGGAGCGGAGGGAGGGCAGGAUCCUGGCGGGCUCCUGCACUAUGGAUGCUCUAAUAAGAAAGGCCCCUUUGUCACCUGUGAAGAACAAGGUCUAGGUCCUCAGCCUGGGAGGGCCAUGCUGGCCUGUCUGACUGAGCUUGAGGUGGAGAGUCUGAUGGCAACUUCCCCCCUUGCCAGGACCCUGCGUGAGAUCAGGCAGGCUUUGGAGAAGCAGCAGCAGUGUCCUAUUGCUUCUGCUGCAGAAGCAUAUUUGAGUGACAGUUCUCUGAGGUCCACCAGGAAUUCAUUGGUCACCACAGAUCUGGCCAGCUUGUCCCCUCGUCAGUUUGUGGUUUACCGCUUUGGCUGCACUGUGAUUCGCCUGCUAAGCAGGGCCUGCUCCCACCCGGCUGUGGUACUCAUGUUGGCUCAGACAGUCCCAGACCAAAGCCCAAUAGGGGUUCAAGAGGCUCUCCAAAGCCCUGGAGAUUCCUACUAUGAUGCCACCAACAGGUUCCUGUAUAUAUGUUCAGCACGCCUGGAGAAUGCUGGGGAAUUUAUAUCCAUCCUGCUGAAUGCCAUGGCAUGGAUCAAAGCAGGAUCUACAGCAGCUGCCACUGCUCAUUCUUGCUUUCAGAUGGAACUCAACAAAGGCAUCACAGCUCUAGCCAAUGCCUUUUUCCAAUGUUCCUGGGCAGCAGUAGAGAAGGAUCCUGCAGAAGAUAAACCAUCCACUUGCUUUGACUCCCAGACAAUAUUUGAAGAACUUCUGAGCAUCCGAAUGUCGCCAGAUCCCCAAUUCCUUGAGAAAUCCCAACAUGAGAGGUUGCAACAUUACCAAUGUUUUCAGCUUCAGGCGGAGAUUCAGGAGAUGAUGGAAAGUUCAAGGACAAAAGGAGCAAUGAAGUGGAGUGGUGAGGGGGAUAAGAGAAAUGCAGAUUCCUCUGGCAUUCAGGUUGCGAAGCUAGAGAAGAUGCUGGAUGGGCUGAAUGAGGAGUUCUUCCAGCUUACAGUGCAGGCCUUGACAAUCCAGAAGGAGGAGGAACUACUGGACCAGAAGCUCAGAAUCCAGGAGGAAUCAUUUGCGGUGGCGUCGUCAGUGAGAGAAACAGGGCACAUUGGCACCUGGCAGCCGGGACAGACGUGCUCAGUUUGGCUUUUACAAGGUGGCUGCCUGGUCAGAUGUAAAGGAAUUUCAGGGUCCUUCCCCCUGGGGGAUGUUUUUCAGGUUAUUGGUAGAAAUGUUUGUAACGGUCCUUCAUGGAGAUCCCAGUCCAGGUCAAGCAGCGUGAGGCAUAGAUCGCUAGUCUACUGACACAGAUACGGCAAAUGCCAAAGAUCCCUGGGGUCCUGCGGGAGGAACUCGUCCUGAUCGAAUAGGUUGGAGUCGAGGCACAGCGGUCUACGGAUACUGCUAAGGGAAAAACUUCCGGCACUGGUGCAUGUGACAAGCACACACACCUAAUAUGGAAUGGACAUGAGCAACCCAUCUUGAAGAACACCAGUUACGGAAAAGAAAACGAAAAGACCCUUUUUAACAUUCACUGCAAAGUCCAGCUUCUCCUGGAGAGCAUCAAACACUGCUGUGGCUAUGAGAAUGAAGGUGAAAUCGAGCUGGCAGACGUGAGUGGCCAGGUGAAGAAUUUGCUUCAGAACCAACAUUGCUAUGCCUCAGAGCUUCUGAGCGAGAGAGAGACCUGUGUACUCCUCAGUGUCACACGUAGGUACAGCAUUGUCAGUCCCGCGAGAAGAAAAUGCCUCUGCAUUUUGGCCACUGACGUUUUGAUGACUAGCAAAAGAAAUGGGGGGCUUGUAAAGGAACGCAGCACUUGGAGGGCAUGGUGACAGCUCUCCCUAGCAUUCCAAAUGGGAGUAGUGAGAUCUCCUACAUCCUCUUUAGGGUGACCAGAUGUUCUGAUUUUAUAGAGACAGUCCCAAGUUUGAGGUCUUUUUCUUAUAUAGGCUCCUAUUACCCACCACCCCAUCCCAAUUUUUCACAUUUGCUGUCUAGUCACCCUAAUCCUCUAACACUUUGCCACUCAAGACGUGGUACAGGGCAUGGUGACCAUUCUCCUUUGUGAUAGGCACCGUCACACCUCUAGCCUACAACAAGGGUCCUGGAGUUGCAGAGCACUUCCCAGACUUAUUCACAGGUGCUGUCUAUGCUUCAAGCAUGUUCAUGAGUGUUCCCCAGCAUUGUGAGAGAGGUUUCCAUUCAAGACCAAAGUGACUUAUCUUGAUCAGUCCCUUCUGUAGCCUCUUCAGAGAAAAACAACAGAUUUUACAGUUUCAGGUUAUACAGCACCUUUCAUCUGCAGAUCUUACAGCCCUUUGCAAAGCAGGUAUUAUCACCCCUCUUUUUUCAGAUGGGGAAACAGAGGUAAGGAGAUGUUAUGGUUGAAAUGUUCAAUAAGGAUUAAUUUGGGGGUUUCCCAACCCAAGCUAUGCAUUUCUUAAUAGGCAUCAGGUUUCAAAUAAACAAAAGGAUGCAUUUCUUCACACAAUGCACAGUCAACCUGUGGAACCCCUUGCCAGGGGAUGUUGUGAAGGCCAAGACUAUAACAGGGUUCAAAAAAUAACUUGAUAAACUCAUGGAGAAUAGGUCCAUCAAUGGCUAUUAGCCAGGAUGGGAAGGGAUGAUGUCCCUAGCCUCAGUUAGCCAUAGGCUGGGAAUUAGUGACAGGGGAUGGAUCACUUGUUCUGUUCAUUCCCUCUGGUGGCACCUGGCAUUGACCACUGUUGGAAGACAGGAUACUGGGCUAGAUGGACCUUUGGUCUGACCCACUAUAGCCGUUCUUAUGUUCUUAUGUUCUCAGAGAUGCUGAGCACCUAUAACGGCAGUCAAAGUCAAUGGGAGCUGCAGGUGCUCAGCACUUUCUGACUAUCAAGUCCAAUGUGUCUAAAGUUGUGCACCUCCAAUCAGAGGCCACUUCUGAAAAAUUUGGCCUGAAUGACUAGCCCAAAGCUAUACAGUGAGUAACUGUCACAUUAAGAUUUCCUGGUGCCUAGUCCCAAUUCUGGCCACUAGAUAGUGCAUCCUCAGGAUAAAUAUUUCUCUCUUUAUGAAAUUCCUUUGUCCCUUGCAGGUGGUGAAGGUUCUUCAGAGGUAAUAUUUACACCACUACUGAAAGAUGAAGGAGUUAUUAACCCUAAGUUCCUUGGUAAGUAGUGCUACUGAGCUAGAUGGUCUUAUGAGACUGAUAUAUGAAGCUUGUUAGAAUGUUGGGUUUAUUUCCAAGAUAAAACAAGAUACCAUCUCAGCUGUAUUGCUCGGGAAGGGAUCAAAGCCCAAGCCAAGAGAGAAAGAUUUAAACUUGCAGUCAGAAAUAUU
Messenger RNA from Mauremys reevesii (Reeves's turtle), 4008 nucleotides. RefSeq lists its product as uncharacterized. The record is from RefSeq and is a predicted model, not a curated record. The transcript has 17 exons. Lineage: Eukaryota; Metazoa; Chordata; Testudines; Geoemydidae. Bases 7 to 1992 code for a protein of 661 amino acids.